AUGGCUGCCGCAGAGACGCGCAGGCUGCUUGAACAGCUCAUGGGCGAGCAGCUCAUGAGCGGCUCCGACCAGCGCGCGCCGCAGCUCAGCAUCACCGACCCAAAGGUCUGCCGCUCCUACCUCGUCGGCAACUGCCCUCACGACCUCUUCACCAAUACCAAGAACGAGCUGGGCCCCUGCCCCAAGGUUCAUAACGAGGCCCUCAAGACCGAGUACCAGGAGGCCGACGCCGAGCAGAAGCGCAGGUGGGGGUUCGAUUUCGACUAUCUUAGAGACAUGCAGCAUCACAUCGAUGGCUGCAACCGCAAAAUCGACCAGGCUCAGCGCCGUUUGGAGAAGACACCCGAGGAGAUUCGACAGACCAACGCUCAUUUGAAAGCCAUCAACGAGUAUUCGAAAUCCAUCGAAGCUGGUAUCCUCGAGGUUCAAAUCAUGGGCGAAGAGGGUCUGGUUAACAUGGCGGUGUGGGAGUACAAAAAUGUUCGCGAGAAGAAGGUGGCAAAGGAGGAGAAGGAGAGGGAGCUUCGUGCUCUGUCAGACACUGGAGGUCCCUCGGGACAUCAAAAGCUGCAGGUCUGCGAUGUGUGCGGUGCGUAUCUCAGUCGCCUGGACAAUGAUCGCCGUCUAGCAGACCAUUUCUACGGAAAGAUGCAUCUUGGUUACGCACAAAUGCGCAAGUCAUACGAAUCCCUGCAGAAAGAGCUCAAAGGCCGCGCUCCUCCCCGCGACGCGUAUCCAUCGCAAGGCGACGACCGAGGCUGGGGCGGAGGUGGCUAUGGUGGGGGUGGAGGAUUCGGUGGCCGCGGCGGCCGACGCGGUCGGGUGACCAACAAUGUACUCAACCUUGAGAUCGACGACGCUUACACGGGUUCAACCCCAUCGUCCGAAUACCUCGCCAGUCUACGCCAAAAUGCGGUCAGAAGAGUCAAACGCCAGAAAGACGCCGACGCCGACGUUUACGAGGAUCUCAUCACCCUUGGCGGCAGAGUAUACAUGACGAGAAUCACCCUUGGUAGUCGUGUCUACUCUCUUGUGCUUGACACUGGAAGCUCAGACACCUGGGUUGCACAAGCGAGCUUCACAUGCAAGGACCCAAAUGGCAACCCUAUCCCAAUUGCCGUAUGCAGGUUUGCCUACUACCCACCCGUAUUCUCUCUCGCCUUAAACCGCACCUCCUCGGCCCGAGGUGCUCCCUCUAAAGCCCCCGGCGGCCUCCUCGCCAUUGGCGGCAUCCCGGAUGUCGACCAUGACCCCAGCUCUUGGUCCGAAACAAGCAUCCUCCCCGUCUCCGCCAGCGUCUACACCUACUACAGCAUCCGUAUCGACGGCUACAGCAUCACUGCGCCUGCCGGAUCCCCCAUCGUGCCCAAGAACUUCUCCGCGAGCCCCCAGAGCAUCAUCGUCGACUCCGGCACCACUCUUAUUUAUCUCCCCGAUCGCGUCGCGGACUACAUCGCGUCGCUGUUCGUGCCGCGCGCGGUUUUCAAUGCGCAGUCGGGGCUGUACAUUGUGAGUUGUUCGGCAGUGGCGCCGCGUGUGGGUGUUACGAUCGCGGGCGUGACAUACUUCGUGAGUGAUGAUGAUCUGAUGAACCGUGGAUCUGGGGCGGUGAGCGGGCCGGGGACAGGCGCGGGUACCGGGCAGUGUGUGCUGGCCAUUCAGCCGACGAUGGGGGGCGCGGCGGUGCUGGGGGAUAGUUGGCUAAAGAACGUGCUGGUGGUGUUUGAUUUGGGGGGGAAUAAGGUUAGGGUCGCGGCGCGGGAGGUGUAUUGA
Molecule: messenger RNA, 1773 nt
Organism: Boeremia exigua
Lineage: Eukaryota; Fungi; Ascomycota; Dothideomycetes; Pleosporales; Didymellaceae
Exons: 5
Coding region: 1-1773 (590 amino acids)
Biological process (GO): proteolysis; mRNA splice site recognition
Cellular component (GO): U2-type prespliceosome; U1 snRNP
Molecular function (GO): aspartic-type endopeptidase activity; mRNA binding
Source: RefSeq, a predicted model, not a curated record